AUGAACCUGAAACUUCUUUUUUGCCCUGGAUUCCUUCUGCUGCUUAUUGUCAGUCAAAACCAGGCAAGGGCCAGGCCCAUUUCCAGCUUACAGAGUCUGUCCAAACUGCUGGAAGAGGACCUGGAGCUUCCCCUGGUCUCAGAGGAGAGGGACCAUGAGCAAGAUGAAAUAAUCCCAACAGGUGCCUUUGAUCAGCAAGAUGCUGAAUUCCAGUGGACCCGGAAUACCAGGGACCAGCCCGAGAGCAUGUCCAUGGAUGAUAGUGCUGUCCAGAGGUUCUUCAGCGACCUCCUAAGUUUACCCCGUAGAUACCGAGGUAGAAGCAAAAAGGGCCUCUCCAGGAGCUGUUUUGGUGUCAAGCUGGACAGAAUUGGGUCACUGAGUGGACUGGGAUGCUAG
Antrostomus carolinensis (chuck-will's-widow) is the source of this 399-nucleotide messenger RNA. It is a transcript of the gene NPPC, whose product is annotated as natriuretic peptide C. The record is from RefSeq and is a predicted model, not a curated record. The coding region runs from base 1 to 399 and encodes 132 amino acids. Lineage: Eukaryota; Metazoa; Chordata; Aves; Caprimulgiformes; Caprimulgidae. Gene Ontology annotation, biological process: receptor guanylyl cyclase signaling pathway; cGMP biosynthetic process. Gene Ontology annotation, cellular component: extracellular region. The transcript is spliced from 2 exons. Gene Ontology annotation, molecular function: hormone activity.